Molecule: messenger RNA, 1328 nt
Organism: Camponotus floridanus (Florida carpenter ant)
Lineage: Eukaryota; Metazoa; Arthropoda; Insecta; Hymenoptera; Formicidae
Product: protein ALP1-like
Exons: 4
Coding region: 11-1309 (432 amino acids)
Source: RefSeq, a predicted model, not a curated record
UAUUAUCAAAAUGAAUAAUUUAAUAUUACCCAUUUUGACAUUAAGUAAUUUCCAAAAUGUGCUUUUGUACACCUAUUUAAAGAAAAAGAAUCGAAGAAGGUGGUGGAUAAGAUAUGUUAACCAACAAAGAGCGCAACAAGGAGUAUUCAAUAUGUUCAAAGAAUUAUAUUUUACGGAUGAAGAACAAUUUUUUGAGUAUACUAGAAUGAAUACAACACAAUUUGAUUUUCUGCUUUCCUUGGUUGGACCAAUGCUGCAAAAGCAUAGUUUAAGAAAGCCUCUCUCUGCAAGACUUCGUCUGGCUGUGACUUUAAGCUACCUGGCAUCUGGUGAUAGUCCUAAGUAUUUAUCAAAAUAUUAUAGAAUUGGUGCAUCAACUAUUUAUAAAAUUAUACAGGAGACAUGUGAAUGUAUUUGGAAAACUCUGUCUCCUUUGUGUCUUGCAGCACCUUCAGUUGAAAAGUGGAAUGAAAUAGCUGAACAUUUCUAUACUCGUUGGAAUAUGCCUAACUGUGUCGGUUCUCUUGAUGGAAAACAUGUCCGUAUUCAAUGUCCUCCUCUCAGUGGUUCAGAAAACUUUAACUAUAAAAAAUAUUUUAGUAUUGUGUUAAUGGCAUGUUGUGAUGCCAACUAUUGCUUCACAUGGGUGGAAAUUGGUGAUUAUGGCUCUCUGCCAGAUAGUAGUAUUUUUGCCAAUUCAGGAUUAGGAAAAGCCUUGGAAACAAAUUCUCUAAAUCUUCCUCCAUCUAAAGAAUUACCAAACACAAACGAGAAAAUACCUCAUUUCUUUGUAGGAGAUGAGGCAUUUCCUCUGCGAACUAAUUUAAUGCGUCCUUAUUCAAGAAAAGGCAUUAAAAGCGACAGAGAAAGAAUAUUUAAUUAUAGAUUGUCUCGUGCUCGAAGAAUAAUAGAAAAUGCCUUUGGUAUUCUUUCAUCAAGAUGGAGAGUUUUUCACUCAUGUAUUUGCAUGAAAGAGGAAAAUGUGGAAAAAAUAGUAUUGGCUACAGUAUGUCUUCAUAAUUUUUUAAUGAUGCGAGAGGACCGUGAAGUUGAAAGGAAGAUUUAUUGCCCUACAACUUAUAUUGAUUAUGAAAAUGAUGAUGGAUCAGUAACUCCAGGAAUGUGGCGUAAUGCUUCAAUGGAUUCAAAUCUUAUAGAUAUUGGUCGUUUAGGUUGCAAUAGUGCAACAAGAAAGGCUGUAGCUCAAAGAGAGGCUUUAGCUGAUUGGAUAAUUGGGGAAGGACAAAUACCCUGGCAAUCUCAAAUAAAUUUUUAUGCCCAUCAUGUCAAUUUUCCUCUAUUGCAGUGAUAAAUGAAAAUAUUUUAUU